Pseudomassariella vexata is the source of this 1254-nucleotide messenger RNA. RefSeq lists its product as uncharacterized. The record is from RefSeq and is a predicted model, not a curated record. Lineage: Eukaryota; Fungi; Ascomycota; Sordariomycetes; Amphisphaeriales; Pseudomassariaceae. Gene Ontology annotation, cellular component: nucleus. The transcript has a single exon. Bases 1 to 1254 code for a protein of 417 amino acids. Gene Ontology annotation, molecular function: DNA-binding transcription factor activity, RNA polymerase II-specific; zinc ion binding; DNA binding. Gene Ontology annotation, biological process: aflatoxin biosynthetic process; regulation of DNA-templated transcription.
AUGUCGUCUUCCGCAAAAUCUCGUCAACCCCGACUCCGAGCGUCGUGCGACGGCUGUUUCUUGGCCAAGGUCAAGUGCUCCAAGGCCAGGCCAAUAUGUUCCCGCUGCCUUGCCUGCGGCAUUGAGUGUCGAUACUCACCUUCCAGCAGGGCUGGCAAGCCAAAGUCUGAUGCCCACGCAAGUCACCAUGCGAGUGCCGGCCACGAUCUGACAGAGAGACACCGUAUGGGGGAGGACACCAAUAUGACCUAUAAUACUCGGCCCUCCGAGCACCUUUUCAAAAUCGAGACUGGCUGGACCACUCCACCUACUAGCGUUGACGGCUCUAUGAGCAGGAAUCCCUCCAUUUCCACUGGCCUGUCUCUCAUGGGGGUGGAGGAGCAGAUGAUGAACGAACACGAUUCAAUGUCGGCACCUCCAGAGAUGUAUCCCGCCUCGAUGCCGUGGACCCCUCCGACAGACCUUUCCUGUGCGCCAUACGGGGAUGUUGCCGUCUCGGUAGCUCAGAUGCCAGGGGCACAUGUGCGGUCACAGUCUUUCGACCUGUCAAUGACAGCCCCCAUGGGAUGGUCCGAUCCAAGCACCCACGAUAUGAUGGCAUAUAGCCAUAUGCCGACCCCGUCCAGUAUGCCGUCAAACUACUUCCCGAGCCCUACCGCCACCCCACACAUUCGACCGGCAAGUUCGCGGCACAAGCCAUCGUCUUCGACAUCCGCCGGGGGUUCUUGCAACUGCUUUACUGUCUGCUUGCAGUCUCUUCAACAUUUGCACAAUGCCUCGGGGCAGGUCUCUCCACCCUUUGAUCUCGUCCUGUCACUCAACAGGAAGGCUGUCGAAGGGUGUGCCGCCAUGCUCUCUUGCUCCAAAUGUAUGAAUCGCUCGGGCACCCACACAGCGGCUAUGCUCCUAGCGACUGUGAUGGGCAAGAUUACCUCAUUUUACAGAAACGCGUCGCACUCCUACUUUGAAAACGGGAGCAUGGGCAUGAGCAGUCACAGUAGCCCCCCGAGUGCGCUGGGCGUCAGCCUCGGCGCCUACCAGCUCAAUAGCGAAGACGGAAGAUGGUUGGAGCUGGAGAUUUUGGCGAGAGAACUCCGCAAGCUCGAGGAGGUAUAUGCGCGGUUUCGAGAGGUCUUCUCCGACUUAUCUGACGAUCCCGAGGUCAGCAAGGCUAUGAUUGGCUACCUUGGGCAGAACUUGGGGUCGACGCUAGAGGUGAUCAGUCACAGGAAGGGCGAUGUGACCUAUGCUUGA